This is a messenger RNA of Fonticula alba, 1399 nucleotides long. RefSeq lists its product as hypothetical. Bases 93 to 1319 code for a protein of 408 amino acids. Gene Ontology annotation, biological process: biosynthetic process. The transcript has 2 exons. NCBI's taxonomy places the organism in Eukaryota, Rotosphaerida, Fonticulaceae. The record is from RefSeq and is a predicted model, not a curated record.
CAAGCACAGAUUCCCCCCCCCCCCCAGCCGCUGCCCUUCGCCUUUCCCUCUGCAUCCCCCCGCUUGCGUUCCCCAUCCUCGUCUCUUUGUUCAUGCUUCGUCUCCUCUCCCCCGUGGGCCAGGGCCUCACCCCGGUGGGCCUGCAGUUGGCCCGGGCCACAGCUGCCUCUACUUUUUUGAGCUCCCCGAAUCGGCACCUGUCCACCUCCCCCCCCCCGGGUGGCCCCGAGUCGACCGGACUCGACUCCACGAAUGACCCAAAGACCCUCCAGCGAGGCGUCAAUCAUCUCAGGGAAAGCUUGCGAACCGGGGACUAUGAAGCCUUCCUGGCGACGCACUUUUUCCCGGCCCCCGCGUCGACCCAGAUUGCCUGGAUGGCCAUCCGCUGCCUCAGUCUCGAGGCCAGCCACAUCUCCUCGGCCGCCACGGACCCUCGCCUGGCGGAGAUCCGCUACGCCUACUGGCGCGAGGUCAUCGGGGCCAUCUAUGCCCGGGCGCCAAGCAAGGACACAGAUCCGGCCAAUAUUCCUGGCGGAGGGAUCUCCGCGCAGCAGCAUCCGAUUGCCGUCACCCUGCGGGCCUUCCAUCGCAGCGUGCGCCCCCUGUCUCGGCGCUGGCUCGCCCGUCUGGUGGAUGAACGGUCGAAGCGUCAUGCCGCCGGGCAUCGGGCUUUUGGCUCUCUGGAUGAGCUGGAGCGCUUUGGUGAAAACACCUCCGGCACAGUACUUAGCCUCUGUCUGCAGGCGGCUGGCCUGGGGGCUGGUGGCACCGAGGAGACUGGCUCUCUGGCCGAGCAUGCGGCCUCCCAUGUCGGCCAGGCGGCCGCCAUUGUCAAUGUCAUUCGGGCCAUGAGAAUCGACAAGGCUCAGGGCCGGCUUUUGCUGCCGGUGGAUCUGGUCAUGAAGCACAAUCUUCGCGAGGAGGCCAUCCUGCGAUUGGCCCCCGGGGCCAAAACCCCGACGGAGCUGUGUGACGCGGUCUUCGAGUUGGCCACACGCGCCAAUGAUCAUCUAAUCACCGCUCGGACCAUGGUCUAUGGUUCCUCCAAUGCUGCGGCCGCUGGAAACCCCUCCGCCGGAAAGACCUUCGGCCGGCGCAUGUUUGGCCUUCUGCCGGGGGCUCAUCUGCCCAGUGAUUCGGUGGCGGUUUUGGCCGGCGUGGCCAUUCCCCUGCAGCACUAUCUGGACACGCUGGCCCUGCCGGCUGUGCAGUUUGAUCCCUUCUGUGAUCGGGCAUCAGUCAUCCCAUCGGCCAAGCAUCCGAGCGUGCCGCUCCUGCUGAAGCUGGCCAAGCAUCGCUGGCUCAAAACCCAGUUCUAAAGGUCCCCUUGUCAUUGAAGAGACGCUGCACAUUGUAUGGAUGUGCAUGGGCAAGCUUUCAUGCAAAUAUUCCCCCCCCC